UGUCGUUGAAAUUUUGCCAGGUGAACGGCGUUCGAUCGUUGCGCAAACGAUUUCUGCAUUUCAUUGUCUCGAUAAUUUCGAGGAUCGCGCGGGUGGAAGCGACACCUUGUCGCUGGUGAUAGAAAAAUUUCAAAUCGCCCGAUAAAUUCGUUCGAGCAAUUCACUCGAACGCUCUCAUUUGGCACGGCUCGCAACGAGCGCGCUGUACACGAAAAAAUCACGGUGCUUUCACGUCGAUCGCCGCUCGACUGCGGGAACGUUUGCCGCGCGAGAAAAAAAUGAGGCAGGCGAUCGAAGCCCUGCAAUAAUUUCAAUCGAGAGAUCUCUUCACUCGGAACCUGCGGGCGUGCGUGUCCCUCGAUAAACUUUGAGGACGUACACCACCGCGGACAGACGAAGGAAACUUCAGCCGUCCGUGAAAUCGCCGGUGAGCGCGCGCGCGCGCGGGUAAGUGAAAAGCGAGCAUCGACAGAAUUUUCGGAAGAGGAAUCGCGGAGGCAGCGACGUCUUCGUCCGAGACGACUCGUCGUAGGGUCGUCGGGAUAUCGGUCUUUGCCCGAUCGGGAAUAUCGUCGUUCGGCUUUCAGCGGGGUCCGGAGCAGACGGACUCAUUAAGACGCAUGAACGCCGAUCGAUUGUCGGUUCGAGAGGGCAACGCUCUCUUGACGCUUUCACCUUGCAUUGUGUUUCCCUUUUUCUUAUCGCACAAAUGAACACAACCGACGAACGAAGCGCACGAAAAAUAUAACACUCGGCGGUCCGGUCGUUCGGUGGUCGGUCGGUGGGAGUCGGUGAAAAUUACAAAGAAACGACGAGAGUCGUGACGAAAUCUUAACUACGGACGACCGUUUGUGGGAGGAUAAUUUCAUUUGCAUCUCGUUCGACAACGUAAUAGCCUCUGUUGCCUUAUGAUACGCGCGAGAAAAAUGAGCGUCGUGUUAUUGCCGCCGGACGACACCGACGUGGGAAACGAGCAAUUUUACGAAGGUAUAUCGGGGGUACGCCCGAAUCCACGGAGAUACGGAAGGGUGCUGGGGAAUGUUUCGUUCCUCCGUAUCCCGAUAUUCGAGGAAUAUUUUUUACAUUACGUUGUAUAAUCCGGUAACGCGCACCGCCGCUCAUUAUGCGUCCGGACAAAAAAAAAAUCCUAGCGCCUCAUAACGUCAAAACUCGUAGAAACGUUGCGUUUGGAAACGUUACCCAGUCAACCGGGCGUAAAUAUGACACGGGGGAGACAAGAUCUUGGAAACGUCAACGCCAAGCGGAAGUGACGGUUAGCCGCCUCAAUCCUAAUCCACUGUAUUACGCACGUUCUAUACACCGUGUAAAUGUGCACCACGCCGUGUCAUGGUGUAAAUUAAUAAAAUCCCGAUCAUCUACCCAACAACGAACUCUUAUGAAUACCUACAUAGAAUUCGACAAGUCGAUCAUAAUCGGGGAUGAUAAAGUCCAAGAGAGCGAGUGGGACGCGAAAUAUCUGGGGUGGUAGUAAACGCGAGUGUCGGCGAGGCGCGCACCGAGCCACAAGUUACAUAAAACGGACGGUUUAGGUAAUAGCAGCCAGGCGAUUGCGGCGCAAUUUUUCAUUCUACCUCGCUAAAAGGCUGGCAACAUUCGCGGCUGCGACGUAGUGGGGAAUAAUCGGCUCCACCUCCGUUCGAUCGAGUCGAUAUAAAGGUGGCGAUCGGGAGAGGCCGACCAUUUGGUGAUAAGUGAUGUGGAUCGUCAAACGAGCUUAAAAUAGGUAGAAAUACGUCCGUGGAGUCCUCUUCUCGCCCAGCCCCAAGAUGGGAAGUUACAAGGCGUCCGCGUUGGUGGUUGCUCUUCUGUCCGCUCUGGUGAGGGCGGAUUAUCACUCGGAGAGUUACAAGGUGGUGCGGAUCGGCGGCGACCAAGCGCCCUACGGAAGACCUUGGUUUCUCGAUGAGUACGCCGCCCCCUACUACAGUCCCGUGGCAGCCGCUUUCGAAUCGGUCGCGGAACAACGCUCGCCGGAAGUGUACGAGUACCCUGCGGAGGACGGACGCUCCGCCGUCGGUGGAAAACGUCAUCCGAUAGAGGACAAAAACUUCAAAAAAUCCAUAUCGCCGUUCUACACACUGACCGACUCGGACAGCCCGAAAUACAAGUCGAUAGUCCUAAAGUCCGGCGUCCCCUACUGUCAGGAGACGAAAAGUCGGGUGCCCGGGAAACGCUUUCGACGGGACGCUAUGACCUGUAUAAAGUGCAAAGAUCCUAAAAACGGUUUGACCCACGAACAGUGUUCGUACACCUCUGAUCCCCAGGAGGCGAAAGGGUACGAGACGUCAUCCUCGGUGCGUAGAUACCGAAGAUCGAACGGCGGGGUCGAGUCGGGAGCUACGCCGAAGGGGGACGCUUCUCUGGAGGACGACGGAAGAUCGACGGAAACGGGACCGGGAUUCAGAUUCGGGGACGAAUACUUCGCACCGGCAGCGUCCGACGAGAUUGUGAAAAAGCACAAGGAACAAACGGAGAACUGCGAAAAGAUCGUCAAGGAUUCCAUGGUGUGCAUGGUCUGCAAAGACCCGAAGACCAAUGGAAAGUACGAACAGUGCUCGUACACGAAUCAGCCGAACGAGAAGGCCUACAGUUACAGCCGGUCGAGGACCUCCGGGAAUCCCGCGGGAGAAAAAGGAGGUGAAUCGGAGACCGGGGAGCGGGGCAACACGGCCAAGAGAGAAUACCCGGGAUCGGCGGGGGUCGAGGACCACGGAGCUGAGGAGUCGCACCAUCCGGAAGUGGACAAAUACUUCGAGGAACAGACGUCGGCUAUCAAAGAGCGAAGCCCCAAGUACGAGGAAGGGGGUUUCGGAGAAUCGGAGGGAGCGGCUAAACUCGAAUCCGGUUCCGAGAGCGCGAAGGACGGUACCUGCAAGAAAAUCGUCAAGGACACAAUGGUGUGCACGGUGUGCGCGAACCCGAAAACUGGCGGAAAUUACGAACAGUGUUCGUACGCCUACCAGCCGAACGACAAGAUCUACCAAUUCAGCAAACAGAAAUCAUUCGGUUAUCCGGAUAAAAAUGACGGAGAAUCGAGCGGUAAAUAUUCAUCCGCAACCGAGACAAAACCGAAUUACGAAACGUCCGCUUACGGCGAAGAAGCUGCGAAAAAAAAUGACGACUACCCCGGUUAUCGGGAGCCGGCCAGCUACCGCGAUUCCUCCGACGAGGGUUCGGGAGAAGCCGGUAAAAAUUCGGAGGCGAGCUACCGCGACGAGCCGUCGGAGAACCGGGAGAGUUACGACUACUCGCCCUACAAAAUCGGCGGCACCGGCGAGGACGAGAAGUCGGAAUCCGAGCGAAUAUCCGAUAAAAUCGACAAGGAGGCGGACUGCAAGAAGGUCGAAAAGGACACCAUGACCUGCAUGGUCUGCAAGGACCCGAAGACCGGCGGCAACUACGAGCAGUGCUCGUACGCCUAUCGGCCCAACGACAAACUAUUCGCUUUCAGCACCGCCAAGUCCUUCGGCUCGCCGGAAGCCGAUGAUAAGGGAUCGGACUACGGUUCAACAUCGAGGGAAUACGGACUGGCGUCGGACAGCCAGCCCUACGUGGCGAGCGAUUCCGCAAGUUUCGAGCAACCCCGUUCGGUCGAAGGCGGCGGGCCGUUGGGCGUCGGGGACUUUUACAGCACGGCGAAAAAAAAAGAGGCCAUCGACAAGGUACUGAGCGAGUUCGAGAAGGAGGACAGAUCGAAAUGCAAGAAGAUACUGCGCGACAAACUCACUUGUUUCCAGUGCACCGACAAAGAGGGGAUGCAGAAGGAAGAGUGCAUCUUCGUGGCGGCCCGGAAACCCGCCAAGGAUCGCUUAGCUUAUCGAGAGGUCAAGGAAUUCCAGAGGAAUCCCGAGGCCGAUGGGGGUAGGAAACGGAAACGGAAGACGCGCAAGACGUCGCCGAAGCAUUCGUACGCGGAACCCGUGCCCGCGGGGACCGAAAACGUGGAACGGAGCGCCCCGGAGGACGCGGAGUCGCAGGAGGACGUCGGGGAACGAGAGAGCGUGGAAGCCGCGGAGUCGGAGCCCUACAAUUUCGCCGAGGAAACUAAACCCACGUACGACAAAGUCCUGGGGCUCACCCUGCCCCGUUACAUGCUGACCACUUCGGAACACGAGGCUGAAUUCGACGAGGUCGUUGCCUCGAGUAGACUGUAAUCGCAGGACGACGCGGAAAACGCCCAAAGGAGUCUCGAAACGAUAUCCAUUCGAUUCGCAUCCGUGUAAAGGAGUUUUAAGGAUUACAGUAACAAUCGUGUUAUUUAUUAUUUGCAUGAGUGCCGUAUAUCGAUGUUA
This is a messenger RNA of Athalia rosae (coleseed sawfly), 4313 nucleotides long. RefSeq lists its product as uncharacterized. The transcript has 2 exons. NCBI's taxonomy places the organism in Eukaryota, Metazoa, Arthropoda, Insecta, Hymenoptera, Athaliidae. The coding region runs from base 1788 to 4175 and encodes 795 amino acids. The record is from RefSeq and is a predicted model, not a curated record.